Molecule: messenger RNA, 6206 nt
Organism: Labrus mixtus (cuckoo wrasse)
Lineage: Eukaryota; Metazoa; Chordata; Actinopteri; Labriformes; Labridae
Product: vinculin-like
Exons: 23
Coding region: 238-3642 (1134 amino acids)
Biological process (GO): cell adhesion
Cellular component (GO): actin cytoskeleton
Molecular function (GO): structural molecule activity; actin filament binding
Source: RefSeq, a predicted model, not a curated record
CACCGACCGUCUGAGUCCAGCUUUCACCGAGGAGCACACCGGGAGGAGAGGAGCGUGAGGGAUCCGUCCCAGGGGCUGGACUUGACAACUCGGGAUUUGUCCUCCUGCCGGUACCGGAGAGGAGAGGAGAGGAGAGGAGGGAGAGGAGAAGAAGGGGGGGGGGAAUCUUCUGCGCUGGAUCUGGAGCGACCAGCUCGCCUUUUUCUUCAAUCAGGGCUGCGGUUCAAGUCGUUCAAGAUGCCGGUGUUUCACACCAAGACCAUCGAGAGUAUCCUGGAGCCGGUGGCCCAGCAGAUCUCCCACCUGGUCAUCAUGCACGAGGAGGGGGAGGUUGACGGUAAAGCCAUCCCGGACCUGACGGUGCCGGUGGCUGCGGUGCAGUCGGCUGUCAGCAACCUUGUGCGGGUGGGGAAGGAGACGGUUCAAACCACCGAGGACCAGGUGAUGAAGAGAGACAUGCCUCCUGCAUUCAUCAAGGUGGAGAACUCGAGCUCUAAGCUGGUCCAGGCGGCUCAGAUGCUGAAGGCAGAUCCGUACUCUGUUCCAGCUCGAGAUUACCUGAUCGAUGGAUCCAGAGGGAUCCUGUCGGGGACGUCCGACCUGCUCCUUACCUUUGAUGAGGCUGAGGUGAGGAAGAUAAUCCGUGUGUGUAAAGGUAUCCUUGAGUACCUGACAGUAGCUGAGGUGGUGGAGACCAUGGAGGACCUCAUCACCUACACCAAGAACCUGGGACCAGGUAUGACCAAAAUGUCAAAGAUGAUCGAGGAGCGACAGCAGGAGCUUACGCACCAGGAGCACAGACAGAUGCUGCUCAACUCCAUGAACACCAUCAAAGAGCUGCUGCCUGUUCUGAUAUCAGCUAUAAAGAUUUUUGUGGCUACAAAGAGCAGUCGAGGUGCCGGCGUUGAGGAGGCGGAGAGGAACAGAAGGUUCACUUUUGAAAAGAUGAGCGGAGAAAUCACUGAAAUCAUCCGAGUGUUACAGCUCACCACGUGGGACGAAGACGCCUGGGCCAAUAAGGACAUGGAGGCUUUGAAGAGAUCUCUGGCUCUGAUUGAGUCAAAGAUGGGACUGGCUAAAACCUGGCUCAAAGACCCUCACGGACAGCCAGGAGACCCCGGUGAGGUCGCCCUGCGUGUGAUCCUGGAUGAAGCUGGGAAGGUGGGAGAGCUGUGCGCUGGGAAGGAGAGGAAAGACAUACUGGCAACCACUAAAGCUCUGGGACAGAUGACGGACCAGGUGGCCGACCUCAGAAUCAGAGGCCAGGGCCCGACCCCGGGGUGUGUGCAGCGUGCAGGCCAGUGCUCUCAGGGCUUAGACUUGUUAUUUGGCAAAGUGGACAGCGCUGCUCGCAGACUGGAGGCUUUAAUCAAUGCCAAGCAGGCAAUAGCCAGGAGGCUGGAUGCUGCACAGGCCUGGCUGGCCGAUCCUAACGGCGGUCCUGAGGGGGAGGAAAACAUCAGAGCGCUGCUGGCAGAGGCCAAACGCAUCGCCGAUCUCUGUGAAGACCCCAAAGAGAGAGACGACAUCCUGCGCUCCAUCAGUGAGAUCGCAGGCCUCACCGCCCGACUCGUGGAGCUGCGCAGACUGGGUAAAGGUGACACCCCUGAGGCCCGUGCGUUAGCGAAGCAGAUUGGUGCAGCUCUGCUGAACCUGCAGUCCAAAACCAACCGGGCCGUUGCCAACAUGAGACCGGCCAAACCCGCCAUCACCCUGGAGGGUAAGAUGGAGCAGGCCCUGCGCUGGGUGAACAACCCCGGAGUGGACGACAGAGGAGUAGAGUGUGAGAUACUGCAGUGGAACGAAGGCCAGGCAGCAAUCAGAGGGAUGGUUGGAGAAGGGAGGCGGCUGGCAGGAGGCCUGUUGGGUCCGUACAGACAGGAUAUGAUUGGACGCUGCGACAGAACAGAGGGUCUAAUGAACUCUUUGGCAGACAUGGCCGGCAGGGGCGAGGCCGAGGCUCCUCAUGCACGGGCAACAGCAGCUCAACUGCAGGAAAGCCUUAAGGACCUGAGGAAGCACAUGCAGGAGGUGAUGACCCAGGAAGUAUCUGACGUUUUCAGUGACACCACCACCCCUGUCAAACUGCUGGCUGUGGCUGCGACUGCUCCGCCCGAUGCCCCCAACAGAGCGGAGGUUUUUGAAGAGCGCGCAGGAAACUUCGAGGCCCAUGCAGGCCGACUCGGGGCGACAGCAGAAAAAGCUGCAGCCGUGGGAACAGCCAAUAAGAGCACAGUAGAGGGCAUACAUGCUGCUGUGAAACAUGCCAGGGACCUCACACCACAGGUGACUUCUGCUGCUCGGAUCCUGUUGAAGAAUCCAGGAAAUAAAGCGGCGUACGAGCACUUUGACACCAUGAAGAACCAGUGGAUUGACAAUGUGGAAAAACUUACUGGUCUGGUGGAUGAGGCCAUCGACACCAAAUCUCUGCUUGAUGCAUCUGAGGAGGCGAUAAAGAAAGACAUCGACAAGUGCCGAGUUGCCAUGGCGAAUGUUCAGCCCCAAAUGCUUGUUGCCGGGGCAACGAGCAUAGCAAGACGAGCUAACCGAGUCCUGUUGGUGGCUAAGAGGGAGGUGGAGAACUCUGAAGAUCCUCGGUUCAGAGACACAGUGAAACAUGCGUCAGACAUCCUCUCACACACCAUCUCGCCCAUGGUGAUGGACGCUAAGGCCGUGGCCGGAAACAUACAAGAUAAAGCUCUGCAAAAGGCUUACUUAGACUCGUGUCUGAGGAUUUUGGCUGCAGUGGGAAAAGUUAGAGAAGCCUUCCAGCCUCAGGAACCUGACUUCCCUCCUCCACCACCGGACCUGGACCAGCUCCAUGUUAGCGAUGAGCAAGCUCCACCCAAGCCCCCCCUGCCUGAGGGUGAGGUUCCCCCACCGCGGCCUCCUCCUCCAGAGGAGAAGGAUGAGGAGUUCCCGGAGCAGAAGGCUGGAGAGGUGCUGAGCGAGCCCAUGAUGGUGGCCGCCAGGCAGCUGCACGACGAGGCACGCAAAUGGUCCAGCAAGCCUGAGGAUGAGGAGGCAGUAGAGGAGAGGGAGGUAGAUGAUGAAGAUGAAUUUACUGAUGGUGAGGAUGACUAUGAGCCAGAACUGCUGAUGAUGCCCUCCAACCAGCCUGUCAAUCAACCCAUUCUGGCAGCUGCCCAGUCUCUCCACCAGGAGGCGCGCAAGUGGUCCAGCAAGGGUAAUGAUAUCAUAGCAGCAGCCAAGCGGAUGGCUCUGCUCAUGGCAGAAAUGUCUCGACUGGUGCGGGGUGGAAGUGGGAACAAGCGCGCACUUAUCCAGUGUGCUAAGGACAUCGCCAAGGCGUCAGAUGAGGUGACCAGGCUGGCUAAAGAAGUGGCCAAGCAGUGCACUGACAGACGCAUUAGAACCAAUCUGCUACAGGUGUGUGAGAGGAUCCCCACCAUCAGCACUCAGCUGAAGAUCCUUUCGACCGUCAAAGCCACCAUGCUGGGACGGACAAACAUCAGUGAAGAAGAGUCAGAGCAGGCCACGGACAUGUUGGUCCACAAUGCCCAGAAUCUGAUGCAGUCGGUGAAGGAGACGGUCAGAGAAGCUGAAGCGGCCUCCAUCAAGAUCCGCACAGAUUCAGGCUGUACGCUUCGCUGGGUACGCAAAACCCCUUGGUACCAAUGAAAACCUGGUCAGUGACAGUACAGUAGUAACACUCUUGACUCGGCAACGAUAGCACACAACUUGACUAAAAGUAGCAAACGUGCACUCAAAAGAGGAAACUGCAGGUGAUUUUGAUCCAUCCUCCACUGUAGUGUAAUACCAGGAACCAUUUCAUCUGGUACAAAGCAGGUUUUAUUUGUUGGAGUCAGUUCAGCUUUGCUCUCCAGUUCCCUUUAUCUGUAAGCCUGGUAUCCUGCAGGCUCAUCAGAGACAGUUUUUAAUAUAUAUUUUUGGUAUGUUGUGUUACAAGAGUUUAUCCAAAUCCCAGGUAAAUAUAUUUUUCUGCAUGAAAAUGUUUUCUAUUUUCUAAAGGCAAAAUAUGAUAAUAAGAUAUUUGUCUCUUUAAGGACAUUUACUUUUAUUCAGUUUUUUUUUCAGUGAGAUUCUUAUUCUCUAUUGUGUAUAUAAAGUAUUCAUUUUGUUUUAAGGAAAUCACUCAGCUUUGAGUUUUGUACGCCGAGUUUGACACUAAAGUGUGGAGUCUUGUGUGGGCUGAUGAGCCUCUUCAUGUUUACGUUUAUUAGCAACACUGUUCUGAAGAUCUAUGAAUUUAAAGGUGAUCUAUCUAUACUUGAAGAACUAUAAUGUCUUCUGGAUUAAAAGUGCUAUGACUUAAAGGCAAAUAAUACAGCAAAGAACCUUGGUUCUCAACUGGUGGGUCAGGACCCUAAGAUGGGUCACAAACUAGUUUCAGCGGGUCGGGGAUUUUAUGCUACAGAAAAAAAGAACUUGUGGCAAAAAGUCUAUGCAAGCUGCUUAAAUUCUAAAGGACGUGUUUCCUAAUUAAAAUGCACUUGCAGUGGGGGCGUUUGUUGACUCUCCAACACAGUAGUUAAUGCACCUCAAAGCUGGUUGCUACUUCUAAUAAACAACAAGGGAAGAAGAAGUGUAAAGUAUUAUUGUAAUGGUGCGUUCCAUUUGAUCGCAGAAGUUGGAAAUUCCGAGUUACCGUUCUGACACGUUAGCAGGAACGCCCCCCUGAAGUGGGAAGUCUGACUCGGAAACUUCAGUAGUCUGAGUUAAAAUCCAACCUGGCUGCUCUGUGCAUCCACAGAAACGUUUAAGCUGAAACUGGUGUGUUUAUAAGCAGCUUAGUCCUCUUUUUGUGUAAUUAAAUAAAUCACAGUAAAAGUAUUAACAUGCUAUCAAUGUUACUUUCGCAUGCAAACUAUCACGCAGUGUGUUGUUAUCGACGGGUAUUAGCUAACAAAACAAAGGUGCUCCUGGAGGCGUCCGUGUUGCUUGUCUGACUUGCAACUGGAACACGAACUCGGGUGUGAUGUCAUUCCCAGCUCAGAGGUCUGAGUUCAGAGGUUAAUCGAACUACUACGCUACUAGUUUAAAAAUGCUAAUUUGACAUCUUAUACACUGAUAAUAGUUUUCUUACAUUGCUGCACACAGCGCUGCAACUGUUUUUUUGUCCCCUGUCUCUCCCCAAAGUACCGACCAAUGGAAGCAUGAAUCUAUCCAAAAUGCACCAUAGUUGAGAUUUUCAGAAUGGGUCCUGAAGCUCGACCAGUUGAGAACCACUGGCUUAGAGGGUGAUUGUAUAUUUAAAAAAUAUAUAUUGUUAAUAAAGUUUUUUUUUUGUUUGAUUGCAGAAAUGUCUAUAAUUAAUAGAUAUGAGGUUUUCACUUGCUGAGAUGUUUUGAACUGUUUUAACUUUAUUUAAAUGUCGCAGUGACAAUGCCAAAGGUUUUCUUUAACAUUACUGUAAGCUUCUUGAAGUUCUCUAAACACUUCAAAUCCAGGUUAUUCAAAUAACAACACUGACAUUUUCUUUACAGACCCUGUUGUAGGCCUUCUUUUUAGGUCUUUUUUUAAAUCAAGAGUAUGUUUUCUGCAUUUUUUUAAAAUGUAUUGUAGUGCUUUGUUUCUGCAAUUACUCUGUAACAGUUGAACUGUUUAGGUUUAUUUAUCAAAAAAUAUGAAGUGAUUAUUGACAGCCAUCCAAGAUCCUGUUUUUAGACUUUUCUUUAUUGGUGAGCUCAGUGGUCCCACUUUGAAUGCUCUGACUCUUUCUUGGUGACCCAGGUGGUUUGAACAUAUAAACAACCUUUUUUAUGUGCUGUGACAUUUAAAAAGGACGUUCUUAUCUGGAAACAUUAGUGCGAUAGAAGGACACAUGAUUGGUGACGCAGUUAGUACAUCAAAUUCAUUAAGUGGUUGUAAUUUCUUAAAAAGAAGUUCAUCGAGUUUUGUUAGAUUUUCUCUAUAAAAUGUCUGGGCAAAUUCAACUUCUUAAUGCAGGAUUCUCCAGUUAGUGUGUAUGUAUGAAGCCUAUAUUCACAUAUUAGCGAGCCGUCCCACGCAAAGGUCAGGGAGCGCAGCACAGAAUGUUCACUGUAUUUUCAUAUUUAUUUGGUCGUACUGAGCAUGUAGCAGUCUGACUCCUCGCUGAGAGGGAUUAUACUUCUGUGUGUACCUGAUGUGUUCAUUCACACCCUGAAUGUAUUCUGAUAGCUUCUAGCCCUGCCAACACAUCUGCUGUGCCUUGGAAGAAUAAAAAUCUACUACAAUGAUAA